Diachasmimorpha longicaudata is the source of this 1700-nucleotide messenger RNA. RefSeq names its product CCAAT/enhancer-binding protein gamma-like (gene Irbp18). NCBI's taxonomy places the organism in Eukaryota, Metazoa, Arthropoda, Insecta, Hymenoptera, Braconidae. The transcript is spliced from 3 exons. The record is from RefSeq and is a predicted model, not a curated record. Gene Ontology annotation, molecular function: DNA-binding transcription factor activity, RNA polymerase II-specific; RNA polymerase II cis-regulatory region sequence-specific DNA binding. Gene Ontology annotation, biological process: DNA-templated transcription; regulation of transcription by RNA polymerase II. The coding region runs from base 359 to 733 and encodes 124 amino acids.
CAGUAUCCUCUGUGUCAGUGUCAAAGUUAUAUUAUUUGUAUUCUUGUGUCCAUUAUUGCGUCAUACUCUCUCAGGCCAGCAAAUAAUUCCACCAAAUCGCAGCACUUGGUGUUUAAUCUGUAGUGCAAAUAUCGUGGAAACACAAUUAUCCCCUUCAAUUGAUACACAGUUCAUUAUUGACUCAGAAUUAAAAUCGGACGAGAAAUACAAGUGAAAUCAAUUUCUGUCUCGUUUUCACAUGGCAGUCUUGUGUGCUGUCGCCAAUCAAGUCACUUUUAAUUAUCAAAUACCUUGCCAUCGAGAUAAUUUACACCAUCCUAAAACAUAAUUGACAGCAGAGAAAACGAAAAAGUUUACAAUGGCACCAAAAAACAAAGAGAACUCUAACUCAACCAAAAAGAAAAAUAGGAAUGUGGUGGUGGAGGAGGACGAUGACGAUGAAGAUUAUCGUCGACGAAGAGACAGAAAUAAUCAAGCGGUCAAACGUUCCAGAGUGAAAAGUAAACUUCGAACUCAACAGACUCUGGAACGAGUCAAUCAGUUAAAGACCGAGAAUGAACUCCUAGAAGAGAAAAUCAAAAUGCUGACGAAGGAGUUGGGCUUCCUCAAAGACUUAUUCCUAGCUCAUGCAGGCUCAAAUCAACACACACUGUCGACAAUCCAAGACAUAGACCUGAACGCUCUACUUGCGGAUGACUCGACGACGAGUCAGAAGGGCACAACGAGAUUCUAAAUUCUACCAAGCGCCACGGUGUUAAAUUAAUAAAUCAGUGUCGUUGAAUUAUUGAAUCUCCAGUGAAAUUCAACGGUGAGCGGCAAAUGUCGGCCAUCUUGGAACGAUGCCAACUCCGGAGCAAUUUGCCUGGCGCUGCUCAAAAAAUCAGAGCAAAAAAAAUACGGAAAAAAUUAUAGACCUUCUUUCACCCUCUCAGCAGCUCCAAAAUUUAUGCCAUGCGAGAGGGAAAUGAAUUUAUAAACAAUCAUUGAAGGAAAAAAUCAUGACUAUUCAGCGUUUGUCAAAUUAUAUUGUGCACAAAAAAUAAUUGAUAUUGUUUAAAAUGAGUAUGGCAGGUGAAUGACUAAUUUUAGUACGAUGCCGAAUAAAUAUAUUUUUCUAUAGAUUGAUUGUUUAUAAAUCAUUUAUCGGAAAAGUUCGUAAUUUUCAAAAAUUGAAAUUUUGUAAAAAAAAGUAAACAGUUUAAUUUUUUUUUCGAUUUUUGUAAUGUUUCCUAGUGUUUCAAGAUCGAGAUUCAACCUUAGUCUCGCAAACAUUGAAUAAAAAAAUCAUUGAAAAAUAUUCGGAAGCCUAUAAUCAAACGGGGCUCAGACGAAAACUGUGAUGUUCGACUGCAGAGAUAGAAAAGUAUUUCGCUGGCGAAAAAUGGCUAAAAUAUUUGGCUAUCAUGAAGUUGAGUUAGCCCUUUGAGGAAUUUUGGAGGAACACCCCAAAUGUGAGGGAGAAAAGAAUUAUCUUAAGAACAAAUCGAGGAUGACAAAAAUAUUGCUAUCCUUCCUACACCCAUGGAAAUAUUCUCUGUUCAAAUUUAAUAUUUACAAAAUAGUAUGUUGUAACUGCGAGAACGUAAAUAAACGUGAGUCACUCGAGCGUUCCAAUGUACAAUAGUAUUAUAAGCUCCCAGAGAAUGGAGCAAUUGGAUUAAUAAAAAAAGACGAAAAAAAAUAAAUCUAGCAAAAAGUCA